Messenger RNA from Rhea pennata, 2807 nucleotides. RefSeq names its product sorting nexin 10 (gene SNX10). The coding region runs from base 198 to 803 and encodes 201 amino acids. Gene Ontology annotation, biological process: vesicle organization; cilium assembly; intracellular protein transport. The record is from RefSeq and is a predicted model, not a curated record. Gene Ontology annotation, molecular function: phosphatidylinositol phosphate binding. NCBI's taxonomy places the organism in Eukaryota, Metazoa, Chordata, Aves, Rheiformes, Rheidae. Gene Ontology annotation, cellular component: endosome. The transcript has 8 exons.
UGCGGAGGGAGCGCGGCGGUGGCGGGAAACGAUUUAGAGAGGCUUUUGGAUGCUGAUUUCGGCCCUCCACCAGCAGGAUAAAUUGGGCUGCGUUGCGUUCUAGCAUCUCCUAGAGCUCAGCAGCACUAGUCUCCUCGAACCGGGGCUGGGAAUAAGGUGCAGGGGGUUUUUUUAACUUUAAAUACAGAACUGUGAAGAUGACCCCAAAACAUGAAAAACAAGAAUUUGUAACUGUCUUGGUGCGAGACCCUAGGACACAGAAAGAAGACUCUUGGCAUUCAUACAUAGACUAUGAGAUAUUCAUUCAUACAAACAGUAUGUGUUUUACAAGGAAAACAUCCUGUGUUAGGCGACGCUUUCGAGAGUUUGUUUGGCUCCGACAGAGACUUCAGAGCAAUGCUGUGCUAAUACAGUUACCAGAACUCCCAUCUAAAACUCCCUUUUUUAAUGCGAACAAUCCUCAUCACGUGGACCAUCGUCGGCAGGGUCUUCAAGAAUUCCUUGAAAAGAUUCUACAAAAUGCAUUAUUGCUUUCAGACAGUAGGCUUCACCUCUUCUUACAGACUCAGCUAAGUCCUGAAGAUAUGGAGGCUUGUGUAUCUGGACAGACCAAAUAUUCUGUUGCUGAUGCAAUUCAUAAGUUUGCCUCUUUGAACAGACGUUUUCCUAUAGAAGAUGAAGAGAGAAAAAAAGAAAAAAACAAUGCAGACUCAGAUUCAGAGAGUUCAUCCUCCGGGCUUGGAUGCAGUGAUGACAGCAUUUCACGUGGAUGUAAAGCAAGCUCAGCUUCUGAAGAAUCGUGAAAAAUCAUUUCUGUAUUGCUCUCUAAAGGACAGUACAAAGAGGUUUCUGCAAUGUUUACUAGUUACAUGUACCACGUAAACAUGAUUUGCUAAUAACGUAUACCUAAAAGACUCAUUGUCAAUACAACUAUAUGUCCCUAAAGAGUUUUUGAAACAGACCUUGAUAUUAUUUCUUUGUUGAUUUUAUUAUGUAUAUUGAUUGAGGCUUACACGUUACCUAUUGCAUUUAGGUUUUUGCAACUGUUAAAAUCCCAGUAUUGGGCUAGUUAUGCUCUAUUGAUACAUAUGGCAGUUAAAAUAUUUCCCUUAGCGACUGCACAUCUUAGAUCUGGAAAAUCAAGAUAACUUAAUUCCUCAGCUUAGAAGUUCUUAUAUCAAAUAUAUUCAAAGCAUCAGAGAAGUUUCAUCUUUAGAAGUCAUUUGACAUAGGUGAUGAAAUUACAUACCCCACAAGGUAUGUAAUUUCAGUUACAAAAUACAAUUACAAUUCAAAUUCAAGGUAUGUGUUUUCUAAAGUAGCUCAGCAACAUCAGCAAAACGACACUUGUACAAACUAAAUGCUGCAGACAAUUUGAGAUAUAUUUAUAUCUUCCUCUGGUCUUUCUCUAAUGUUUAUGGAAAGCUUGGUUUUAUCAUGCAUAAGAACUGAAGGCCAAAAUUCUCAAGCAUGACUGCUUAGAAGUUAGGAAUAAUAAAAAUGAUGUAAUUUUGAGGGUUUCUAAAGGGGCUUAGUUCCCAGGGAAUUAAGGAUAAUCGUUCCUAGUGAAAAUCCUGGAUGAAGUCUAUUAAAACCAAUGGCUGAAUUUUCCAUUGAAUUCACUAGGGCCAAGAUUUCAGCUUACGGAUCUAACUUUAGGUACCUGUAUUUUAAGAUGUCAUGACAGUGGUUUUAGUUUAACAGCUUAAAUGGAAUGUAUUUUUCUCUCCAAGAGGAUGAUAAUCACAUAGCUACAACAUAUGCUGUACAAAUGUGCACCUCUUAAAUGUUUGGGAAUAACUGUAACUGCUUAUUUCAUUGUUCCUGUAGUUAACACAUAAGAAUAUUGACUUUUUCCACAAACAAAAAGCAGGCUUGAACACAACUUUGUAACCAGCAACACUUAUUUUGAGCAAGCAUCAGUUUUGUUCUUUAUUGUUAACAGCAGCUGCAUAGUGUCUUGUCCCAGAUUCUGUCAAUGGAAUAUGUUUUGCUGUGGUGCUGUAUUUAUAUUUGACAUUUAACUACUAUUAAAAAGAGCUAGGGGGUCUGAUCAUCUUAGCAAAGCUCCCAUUAACUUCAGAGCUGUAGUUACAGGCCUAAAAAUUGGAUGUUUUGUUUUAAGAAUUCUGUGUCUAGCUUCAAAGAAGGAACAUUUAAAAUCUGUGAAUUAGAGAAACAAUAGAUUAUUAAACGGCCAGCUAAUAAAGGUUAGCAUGGGCAUAUGUGGGCAUGCUUUUUUCAAGCAUCCAGCUGGGAAUCUGUGUAAUUUUAGAAACAUGUUUUAGUAGCCCGAGGAUAACAUCUCUUAGGUAACUAUUUUGAGCCCCUGUUUUCUGUUGAUGGUAGCACUUCCAUACGGUAUCUGUGUAUCCUUUUGCUCAGUAUUUUUGAAUUGCACAAAUGUACAUUUCACCAUCUCAGCCUGUAUACAAGGUAGCAGCAAAGCUAUUUUAAUGUAAAAGUUAAAACAUUUAUUUAAAGCAGCAAAGUAUCUCUAGAAGUAGUGAAAAGAUGUUUUUGCCAGGCAGUGUCUGCUUUUUAAGUCUUACGUUACUGGAAAAAUUAUUGUUUAGCAAAUUUGUGUAAAGGAUGAGGGAAAAUAUCAAAAUGAACGAAAACUGGGAUAAUGUCUGACAAAAAGGGAGUGUUUUUAUUUAAUACAGUAUUAGGAUAGUAGGGUUUUUUGUUUUGUUUAAAAAUGGUGACCUAGACUGUUGAAGCACUUUACAAUUCUUGGCCUAUUUGCACAGGUUCUCAAGAGUUGCCUAAAAAUACAUAAAUAAAAGGAUUGGAGAAUCUUUGUA